Molecule: messenger RNA, 2862 nt
Organism: Chanos chanos (milkfish)
Lineage: Eukaryota; Metazoa; Chordata; Actinopteri; Gonorynchiformes; Chanidae
Gene: arhgap44b
Product: Rho GTPase activating protein 44b
Exons: 20
Coding region: 1-2862 (953 amino acids)
Biological process (GO): negative regulation of Rac protein signal transduction; signal transduction; modification of dendritic spine
Cellular component (GO): leading edge membrane; postsynaptic density; cytoplasm
Molecular function (GO): protein binding; GTPase activator activity
Source: RefSeq, a predicted model, not a curated record
AUGUGGUAUACCGUGAGACACCGGGCUCAGUUAGUCCACCACAGUGUGAGCCCUGUGUAUGUUCUGCAGGUGGAGAAGCGUCUGGAGCUGAUCAAACAGGUGUCCCACAGCACACACAAGAAGCUGACAGCAUGUCUCCAGGACCAGCAGGCAGGGGACACAGACAAGAGAUCUGUCAAGACUCCUUCGAAAAAACUACCCCUCACAUCACUGGCACAAUGUCUUGUGGAGGGAGCAGCAGUGCUGGGGGACGACUCUCUUCUAGGGAAGAUCCUAAAGUUGUGUGGGGAGACACAGGACAGACUGGCCCAGGAGCUGCACCUCUUUGAACUACAAAUGGAGAGAGAUGUCAUAGAGUCACUUUAUGUGCUCGCAGAGGUGGACAUACCCAACAUCCAGAAACAAAGGAAACAUUUAGCAAAACUGGUCCUGGACAUGGACUCCGCACGCACACGGUGGCAUCAGUCCUCAAAAUCAGCCACUCUGUCCAGUAACCAACAGCCCUCAGGGGCCAAAGCCGACACCCUCAGAGAGGAGAUGGAGGAAGCAGCCAAUCGCAUGGAGAUCUGCAGGGAUCAACUUUCAGCUGACAUGUACAGUUUUGUGGCCAAAGAGAUGGACUAUGCAAACUAUUUUCAGAUGUUAAUUGAGGUUCAGGCAGAGUAUCACAGGAAAUCAUUAGAGCUUCUCCAGAAUGUUCUUCCCCAGAUCAAAGCGUACCAGGAGGCCUGGGCAGAGAAGCCAUGCUAUGGGAAGCCGCUGGAGGAGCAUUUGUCUCUCAAUGGCAGAGAGAUCGCUUUCCCCAUUGAGGCCUGUGUCACCAUGCUGCUGGAAUGUGGAAUGCAGGAGGAGGGUUUGUUCAGGGUAGCACCAUCUGCGUCUAAACUGAAGAAAUUGAAAGCAUCUCUGGACUGUGGGGUCUUAGAUGUGCAGGAGUAUUCUGCAGACCCUCAUGCUGUCGCUGGUGCCUUAAAAUCAUAUCUACGAGAACUGCCAGAACCACUCAUGACCUUUGAUCUCUAUGACGAAUGGAUACAAGCUUCCAAUAUUCAAGAUCAAGAUAAAAGACUUCCGGCUCUUCUACUGGCAUGUGAGAAACUGCCAAAGACCAACUGGAACAACCUCAGGUACGUCAUCAAAUUUCUGGCAAAGCUGACUGAGCAUCAGGACACCAAUAAGAUGACUCCAGGGAACAUCGCCAUUGUGUUGGGCCCCAACCUGCUAUGGCCUCACAUGGAAGGGAACAUCACAGAAAUGAUGACUACAGUAUCCUUGCAGAUUGUGGGGAUCAUAGAACCCAUCAUCCAACAUGCUGAUUGGUUCUUCCCAGGAGAGAUUGAGUUCAGCGUGACAGGGAACUACAGAAGUCCCAUGUAUACAAACCAUAAUGCCAACUACACGAUGCCAAUGCCAAGCUCAGUGCCCUCCCCUGAUAUGGAACGUGCUGAGCAGAAACAGCAAGACCAGAACCGACGCCCACUCAGCGUUGCCUCCGACAACAUGAUGCUGGAGUUCUAUAAGAAGGAUGGCAUCCGGAAGAUCCAGAGUAUGGGAGUCAGAGUAAUGGACACCUCCUGGGUGUCACGUCGUGGCUCCUCGUCGACACGCAAGACUUCCUCCACACCCCCAAGCGUGCAAUCUCCUGUCCCCCUCUCGGACACACUCCCCCAAGACCAGCCGGCUGAUGUCUGGAUGUCCCCAGCCCCCACCCCACCUCCCUCUAGCUGUGACAGGGCCAGCUCUGACGACGUGUUGGAUUCCUGUUACGUCUGCCCCUCCCCUGAGGAGGAACAUCCCCCACCUCCUUAUCUUCAUUCUUCCUCUUUCUCACCGUCCCCCUCUUUUCACCCCACCCCUCGUGUCUACCCCAGAGCACGACCCUCCACUCCAGGACACAGAUCUGUGUCUCCUGGCCCCUCCCCUCCGCCCCGCUGCUCUGACUACAGCCCCCCACCCCUCCCCUUAUCCUCUGCGUCCCUCGAUAUAAACUCCAACCCUAAACCUAGUUAUCUGCACCUCCCCAAACAGGGCUCCCUCCCUGAGGGCCCCUCUCAUGCCUCCUCACUCAAAUCUAAUCUGCCCCCUAUAUAUAUCAAACCCCCUCUCAUGCUGGCUUGCCACACUCCCCCUCUGAGCUCUUCCCUAAACUUCAGCCCUCCCUCCCCACUGCCCUGGGAUGCCUAUGUGUGUAACAGAGAGAGAGGACUCAGGCUGACUAGCACGCUGAAGAACAAGGAGUUCUCUCCUGUGAUUGGUCAGAAAGACAUUCACACAACAGCACCCUCUAGUGGUUAUGCACAACCAUCCAAUGGACACAGCCCUCACACCCUCCGCAAAGUAUCCAGGAAACUGGCUCCCAUCCCUCCUAAGGGACCAUAUUCUCCAGCUGAUCCAUCCACAGGCCAGCCCUCUCCAGUCAGUCUCUCCCCGACCCCUCCCAGUACACCCUCCCCACAUGGGUUUAGCUACCCGCAGGGAUACAACACCAUCGCCUCCCAUGGCCAGAGCCAACCGGCAAGCACACCCUCCUCCCUCUCCUCACCUCCUCCACUCAUGGGCACGCUUCCCACAUGCCGGUCUACAUCAAAACCCCGCCAGAGACCCAGCCUGCUCCCUCCACAACCCCCUGGCACCCCCAGCUCCAGCCACCAGGCUCUGGACCACUGUGUCCUUGAUGGGAUGUCUCCUGGCGACAGCAUGUCUACAGAUUCUCUCUGUAACCUGGAUGUUCCUGUCAUAAAUAUUGAUCUGGAUGGCCUUCUGGAUGAGGCCUCUGGCUCGCCUUUCACAACUUCUUUGGCAGCGUCAGAGUGUCUGAGCAAAACCGAGUCUGAGGAGGAGUCAGAGAGUACAGUGCUAUGA